This is a messenger RNA of Passer domesticus (house sparrow), 3611 nucleotides long. RefSeq names its product coiled-coil domain containing 14 (gene CCDC14). Gene Ontology annotation, cellular component: centriolar satellite. Gene Ontology annotation, biological process: protein localization to centrosome. The transcript has 13 exons. The record is from RefSeq and is a predicted model, not a curated record. The coding region runs from base 257 to 3157 and encodes 966 amino acids. NCBI's taxonomy places the organism in Eukaryota, Metazoa, Chordata, Aves, Passeriformes, Passeridae.
CGGGGGAGCCCCCCGCCGUCCGCGUAACCACUCCUGGCGAGGUCGGGCCUUCCGAGGCCGAGCCCGGCUUGCACCGCAGCCGCCUGACGGGCCGUUCUGGGCCUGUCUGUGCCCCAGAGCUCCUCGAGUGGCUCCGUGAGAGGAUCAGUGAGGCCUGCAGCAUCUCCUGAAGAGCUGUGCGGGUGCCAUCCCAGCCGUCUCGAGGGGAGAUGGCUGCGAUGGCACCCGACCGAUGUGAAUGAGUGGCUAAAGGCGGAUGUGGGAGCGGUGGGGCCGAGCAGCAGGACACGAGGCAGUGGGCAGAAACCGGUGCACAGGGAGCUCACCUGAACACGAGGAGGAGCAGGCUGUCCCGAGAGGAUGUGCAGUCUCCCUGAGUGGAGAUGCUCAGGAGCAGGCUCUCUCUUCUGGAAGGCUGUCAGGAGCAACUAAACUGACAAAUGGAAGAAAUCAGUGUGGCUUAAAGAAAGGGUGUCAUUCUAAUGUGGAAGUCUAUUCCACUGAAUCUGCCAAUCAGGUUGAUACUAUUCAUAAUGGACUUGACCAUUGUGCAGCUUUGCUGAAGAAUAUCUUACAAAAGGAAGCUACAGGAAGGGAGACUGUUUGUAAACAACCUGGGAAAACAACUGCCUUUAAAUUUACUUCCAAGCCUUUGCUAACCAAAGGAAGUACUUCCAAGAAGAAAGGGUUAAAAAGAAUCAUUACUCCUGCCCCUGUCCAAAAAGAAAUUGUGGCAAUAUCAAAUAGAAAAGUUGCCUCAUCUACCACACCUUCUCCUGAGAAGGAACUUCCCAGUGCAGCACAGAAUCAGAUGGUUCAGUCAAUUCACGUGCCUUGCACUGAGCACUCUCCUGGGGCCUAUCAGAAACUGUAUGAGCACGUGCAAACUCAGAUGUCUCUGAUAACUGGCCAACCCCCACAGAAGAGUAAUGAAACUCCUGCUUUAACUCCUUCUCCUACCUCCAACCAGGGAUGUCAAAAUGUUGCAGCUUUGAAUUGUCAGUUACCUACCUCCACAUCAACACUGUCCCUGCAGCAUUCAGCUAAUCCCUUGUCCACUCAGUCAGGAGUUCCUGUAGACAGUGCCAGUGUGCCAGAGGUGGGAGGAUCUGUGGUUUGCCCAGUGGUUUCUGCUGCUCCUGCUGCACAAACACAGUCUGGAACUGCUGUUCCUGGUGUGAUGCCCUGUACAGCACUGGGAGCAUCAACCCCUUCAGUGCCUGCAUUGGUCCCAACAUCUUCUGCCAGAGAGAUGGUCCCAAGCCAAGAGCAGCAGGUGAAAGAAGCAGAUUUGGUGCGGUGCAUACAAACCCUGCUACAAUCCCAUGAAAUGCUGAAUGGCAGGACUGCACAGAGGGGCCAGCAUCACUGUCCAGCAAAACAUGAUGGCUCGUGUGACACAGAGGAGGAUACUCCUGAGGAGCACAGUGAGGACAUGGUCAGUGAAGAAGAUGAGUUGGAUGUACUUGAUGUGUCUCCAGUGAAAGAUACAAGCUGUAAGACAAGUUGUGUGAAGAAAGCUCUAAAAUCUAGAAAAGAAAGUCUAGAAGAAACAGCCCAUAAAGUUAGGACUGUGAAGUAUCUUAUGGGUGAGCUCAGAGCACUGGUAACAGAUCAAGGUGACUCAGAAAUGCUGAGGUUGAUGAGUGAAGUAGAAGACUCGGUGUGCUUGCUCCCAGCUGUGGUGGGAAGCAGGAAUAUCCAAGCUGAAAUAGCUCUGGCCUUGCAGCCUCUGCGCAGUGAGAAUGCCCAGCUGCGCAGGAGACUAAGAAUAUUAAACCAGCAACAUAGGGAACAAGAAAGCAGUGAGAAGACAUCUGGACAAAGCUGCAACUAUGAAUUGGUUUCUUUGCAGUCCUUGAAUAUGAUGCUGCAGAGUCAAAUGAAGGAAUUGCAGAAAGGCCUUGAUUCACUGCAGGCUAAAAAUGAAGAACUGCUGAAAAUAAUAGAAAGUCAGAAAGAAGAAAAUAAGCAUCUUGCAAAAGGUAUUCAAGAUAAAGAAGAAGAAUUGCUAGAAAAGAAACAGCAUUAUGACAUUCAUUCCACCAAGCUCAAGAUUGAAGUGGAAGAGGCAUUAGGGACUGUGAAGAGCCUUCAGUUUAAGCUGGAAGCUGCAGAGAAAGAAAAUAAAAUUUUGGGCAUAACAUUACGUCAGCGUGAUGCAGAAGUUAAGAGACUGAGGGAAUUAACCAGAACCUUGCAGGGCAGCAUGGCCAAGCUUCUGUCUGACCUCACAGGGGACGGUGUUAGACCCAAACCUGAAAAAGCUCUCUCAAAGUCUCUUUUGGAAGACCACGAAAAGCAGAUGCAACCUGAGCCGUUUCCUGGGAGUACUUCAGUAAUGACUUACCUUAAAACGUUAGAAAUGGAUAAUAUUUGGAUAGAUACGGAUCUGCAGUUCUCAAAUAAAAUUGGAGAAGUAGAAAUGCAAAAUCUGUCCUAUGAAAAGUUUGCUGCUGAAGGAAGUAAAAUUAACAGUACAUUCACAGAAGAACAAACAUCAGCCCCCAGAGGACCAUCAGCUCCAUUGAAGCAAGAUGCAGAAACAGGGAGUGAUUCUGGAACUUUACUAGAUGACCAAACCAAGUUGGAUGAGACAAUUUAUAUUCCACUGACUAGCAGUGCCUCUAAAAAACAGCAGCCAGUCUCUGGAAGAAGUGGUGUGCUACCCCAGAGCAGAGGGGCUUGUCAGAGGCUGGAUUACCACUGUGAGCUCCCAAGCUCUGUGCAGCAGUAUGGGUGUGAGGAUCCAACUCUAGUGGAUAAAUUAAAUGCUGGGUACAAUGUGAAAAAGACUGUGGAAAACACACUUGAAGUUACAGGGGGUAAAGCAAAGCCAGAAGGAGACAAAGUCCAAGUGAGACCAAGAAGCAUUCCAAGUGGGGCUGCAAAAGAUUUCAUGGAUAAACCAGACCAGCCUCAGCCUGCUCCAUUGAUGCCAUUUCCAGCAGGGGUUUCUCAGAAAACAGGCAGUAGAGCAGCUGAUUUUAGCUGCAUUUCAUUUGAUGAUUUCUCAGGGAGGUCUGACUGGAGCGCAUCUUCCUUCUCAACAUUUACUUCUCGAGAUGAGGAGGACUUUAAAAACAGCUUAGCAGCCUUGGAUGCCAACAUAGCCAGGUUACAAAGGACUCUGCAAAGUAACAUUAGGAAACAAUGAGUAUGAGAAAGCAAAAUGGACUGCAGCUAUUUGGCUAAUUAAGUUUAAGUUUUUCUGAAGUAUAUUAAGUAUGGUACUGAUAUGUAUAUUUGUAUGGAACAGCUUGUUCCUAGCUGUCUCAAUUAUGGAUAGAAUUUGUUCCUCAUUAGGCUGUGGUGCUGUUCCCCUUGAUGUGUACAACUUGAAAUAACUGGCUUUCUAUAUAAAAUAGAAAUGGCCUUUUUAAUUAUUACUUAUUUUAUACUCUUUACUUGCAAAAUUAAAUGUACUUGUUUACUUGUGUUUUUUUUCCUUCCCCAAAGAACUGUUGUAAGGUGCUUCACAUGAGCAAGAGGUUCCACAGGUAGAGACCAGGGAGGAGCAAGUUACAGAGCAGUUCUGCAGGAAUGCUGAUAGUUACAGUUGCUAAGUCAGGAUUAUGCUAUUCCAAAAAUAAAGACAGCCAUCAAUAUGG